AUGGCGGAAAGCAAGGUAUCUCUCAUCGAUCAAGUUAUCCGCAAUCUUCAACCCUUCCUAUCAGACCGCAACAGAGAAGAUGGCACCCAGGACCCCAACAUCAAUAUGCCUCCUCAAGUGUCUUCUUCACCAGGAGCCCAGUCGAAUGGUGGCCGGAAACUAGAAACAGUCACAAAUAUACCACGACCCGAGUCCAAAUCAGAGGCCGAGGCCGCUAAAUCUAUCGCUGCAAUGUUGAAUGUCCAAGGCCACAAGUCCGUGGAAGAUCUACCGGUACAUCUAGGCCUGGGCACGAGGCUCGAUGCAGGAACCAAUCACGAGCGAAAACCCGAUGACGACCUCCCCGCCAUUUCACAACCUCAUCACCACCACCAACAAAUUACCACAAGAGAGUAUCUCCUCGAAUCGAGCCAUUCCCGCAGAGCCCUCAGCAAGGAGAUCGACAUCGAAGCAUGCGCAAGAGAAGGAGACCUGAAAUACAAAGGAGAAGACCAGAACCAGGGGCCCAGCGCUGCAGAUGAGGUCGGGGAGAUGUCCGAGAGAAGCUCUGGGACAAAGAGACAAACGCGCAACAGCUCUCAGUCCCAGGCCAGGUUUGCUGAGAGCACAGGACCCGUAGCCUACGAUACAGAUACCUUGGGUACAGUCGACGACGAGGGGAAGAAGGUUAAGGAGGUUGUGGCUGAACAAUUUUUUCCUGUGAUAUCGGUGAGGAGAGUCACCCCACCACCCCGAGAUCUCAGAUCGGCACAGAAGCAAUCGGCAGAGAAGCAGAGAAAUACUGCCGGAUCAGUUGAUCUGACAAAGGAAGAAAUCAACGCGUCUUCUCCCGAGGCCCACGACGACAAGGCACACGACGACAAGGCACACGACGACAAGGCCGCCACCAAGAGCGACGACGCGCUAGAGAGCCAGUCAGAGUGGCGUCGACGCAUGCAAAUUCGCUAUUUUGGAACUUCAACCUGUGCGCCAGAUUAUGGACCCAUUGCGUCUGCUCCAAAAUCCGCAAAGGAGGUUGAAGAAGUCGAGGAGAUGGUAUAUUAUUACUGGGAAUCGAUGGGACCUUGUGCUAAUGUUGAGAAGCCCCGAAACCUAGGCGGCGGUGUCCAGCCGAUAAAUAGACUGGCAAACAAGACCACGAUUCCCGCAAACAAAUCACUGAAACCGAAAACUUUCGACCUGACCUCAGGCCCCGAACACGAUGCCUCCAGACAGCCACCAAGUAAGAGGCAGCGAGUCGAAGGUACGACCCAUGGCACAGCUAUCGACAUUGAAGAGACACCACAACCUUCAAGCCACAGAGCGACAUCUUCACAGAGAUCGGGACACAGUCGCGAACGCAAUGGCUCUGGAAGAACCUUUAGUCUCGGGGAAAGACGUGUACCAGAGCAACAAAAGGUAGAGAGUUUCAUGAAAGUACCAAGAGGACGAAAAGACCGGAAGAAACGGGCCAACGGCUCUACCGAGAGGUACCCUUCAGCCGCCAGUCGACAAAAUACGGAGGAGCCUUUUUCCGCCCUUACAGGCUCUUUGGAUAAGCCCCCGACGGUCAUCAGCGGCCCUCAUCGAUUCAGCAACUCAUUUAUUGAGCGUCACCAAGAUAACGCCGACGAUCCUAUUUUCGACGAAGAAACGGAGACUGUUUCAACAUCCAAGAAGGCGGGACCCAUGUCGAACAGAGACACCGGCCCCAAAUUUCAGGAUGCGAGCAGCCAUGAAUUUACAUUGAAGCCAAAAUUCUCAGGUAACACCCGUCUCAGACAAGCGCAAGAAAACUUCAAAGCAGGACCUUCCAGGACAAGCACUGGAGAAACGUCUUGGCACUUUGCCGAUCCUGGACCACGAGGCAUGGGCGUAUCAAGUCUCCAUUCUGUUAGUAGCUCUGCCGUACCGAUUGCUUCUCGCGCAGCGAAACAGCAGAUCAAUAAGAGUGACCAUGACUCGGAAAUAGACGAACUUGUUGAUCCAGACUUGCACCCAGCCCAUGAACUCUUGAAAUCUCACAAGAUCCAGAAGCAGUCGCCGGCCAAUUCUAAUGAAGAGAACAGCCGGAAGCAGUCUUUCACUGUGGACGAGUCGAGCGAAGACGAAACAGGCAAAAGUGCGGAUAUUGCCCCGACUAAGUAUGGCUCAUCGAAAACGAAGGCAAAGAAUGUACUCGGAGAAGAAUUGUACAAGGUAUCUCAAUUCUUCUCAGAGUCUAAUGACUGGCUGCUCAAAGAAUUGACCCGAUCUGGGGUCCUAAAGCACGAUAAGAAUAGUGGCUUACUUGCCUUUGCGGCAGAAGACACCCCGAGAAUUGAGUUUUCAAGCAACAAGGUGGAAAGAAUUGAAAGCUGCCGCACGAGCUCGAAGAUGGUGAUUCACAAGCCCAGAGACCAGGAUGGUGCUCCCAAAUUGUACAUCGAAUUCGGAAGUUCGGAUCUGUGUCAACAGCUCUACGAAGAGCUCAAAUCCAUCCACCCUAACAUUCGCGCAAUAACAAGAAUGGAGGAAUACCUGGACAAUGCCUUUAAGCAUGUGCCUUCGAAACUGCAUCAGCGUAAAAGCCGGCAAGCUCUGCUAUCUGCAGAGCCGGAUGACCUACGGUUAGCCAAAGCCAAUUCUCAGAGAAGGCAAAAGGCAAAUGGACUAUGGGAUAGAGGACCUCGGAUCUCAGAAAAGCACGAUGACGCAUAUCAGCAAGAGGGCAAGCCUGUUAGAGGAACUCGGGUGUCUGCUGGUCUCGCCAAGAAAAUGGGUGGAUGCCCCGAUAGUCCAGACCUUUUGAAAGGGCCGCAUGUACGCAAAAAUGACGAGCUCAGUGCCCUGACUUUUUACGGUGAUUCGAGUCGCGCCACACCCAAGGAAUCCUUUGCCCGUAAAACUCGCUCUCGGGAGUUUUCAAGUCACGGAGCACCAUCAGCACCUGCCCCCCGUCAGCCACGGUUGCAGCGAUCACCAACACCAGAUCCCCCGCGUUGGACAGUGCAGAACAAAGGAUGGGAAAAGAAAUACUGGCCGAAUGGUAAUUCGGUCAUCUAUCCUUCCGAAGGGAAGAAUAAAGCUUCAGUGGAUCGACAAGAUAUCGAGCGACUGGAUGAAGGAGAAUUUCUGAACGACAACCUGAUCGUGUUCUACCUUCGCUGGCUAGAACAUCGACUCGGUCAGGAGCGACCAGACUUGGCGAAACGUAUUUACUUCCACAACACGUUUUUCUACGAGAGGUUGACCAAGUCAGCUAGAGGCAAGCCAGGUGGUAUCAACCACGAAGCUGUUGCUCGCUGGACAUCAAAGGUAGACUUACUCCAGUAUGAUUACAUCGUUAUCCCAGUCAAUGAGACCGUUCAUUGGUAUGUCGCGAUCAUCUGCAAUGCACCAAAACUUCUCGAGGAGUGCUCCAAGGAGGCACCGAGCCCACCAAUACAGAACAAGACUUCAGAAGAUGAGUCAAAGGAGCCUAGAUCACAAGAUGGAUCGACUUCUCGUCUACCCUCACCUCAGUAUUUGCCUGGGAAAUUACCAGCAAGUGACUCCUCAAUAGCCGUGGAUACAAACACGAUGGAUUUGAGCUUGGAGAAUUAUGGGAAGAAAUCGCCCGUUCGUGGAGGCGAGCAUGACAGAAACCUCAUCAACGACGCCCCAGGUGCUGUUGAAGGGACUGGAUUGGAAAUAGACGACGCGCCGCCAGCAAACAUUACUUCAGAUGUAAUGCCGGACCCUACGAACGCGCCGCCAGCGAAUGUGGUGUCAGAUCUGCCACCUGAUUUGAUCGAGACAGAUCAAUCUCAGACGAAGCAGGUCAGGCGCAGAUCGACAGCACCUAUUCGCAAAUACGACCCUACAGAACCACGGAUCAUCACACUCGAUUCUCUUGGCAUAGCGCACUCUCCGACUUGUUCCAAUUUGAAGAAGUAUUUGAUACAAGAAAUCAAGGACAAAAAGAACAUCGAAAUCAAAGAUCCGGGCAACCUUGGUAUGACUGCUAAAGGCAUACCACAACAGGAUAACCAUUGCGAUUGUGGCCUGUUCCUGCUCACCUACAUUGAACAGUUCCUGCAGAAGCCAGACCAGUUCAUUGAGGGCAUCUUGCAAGGGAGUCUGAGGGACUAUGUCACUAUCGAUGACGAUCAGGAGUGGCCACCAGCAUCAAAAAUGCGCAAUGAUAUUAGAGAGCUCUUGUUCGACCUUCAGAGAAAGCAAGCGGAGGCCGAAGCUGAGAGAAAGGCAAAGGCCAAAAGCAAGAAAGCCUCAAAGACCCCGGAGAAAGACGCCUCUGCGCUCACGUCCAAUACUGCGUCUCGGGAGGCGUCAAAGAGUAAUGGAACUUCUCCUGUGCCGGAUGAAGCUCAAAUAUCGCCGGGGAGAUUUGUUGCUAAGCCUGUUCAGACACUGGAGAACUCCGAAAAGCGUCAGCGGUCUAAGUUGGCCGUUUCCCCCGAAAAUGGCGAUUCAGAAUUGCUAGACCCGUCUGGGUUGGCAAAGCUGGACGCUCUAGAAGCACCCACAGAAGAGGUGCGUGGCAAAUCUCAAAAGACUACAAGUGGUGAACCCAACCUGUUAACAAGAGUUCUCUCAAAGGCAGCUCGGGCAUUAUUUGGUGGGCUCGAUAAAGAUUCAGCUAUUAUUCUAGGGGCGGAAGGCGCUCCCUACGAGAUUCUGGACGACUCCACGCAAGACGUCGAUGCCAAUGAGGCACUUAUGCCUGCGAAAAGAACCACAAUCCAGAUGCACAGUGACAGGCUAGGGCAACGCAAGCAAUCUCAAUCUGCCAAGCGUUCGCGAGAGAAAGAAGAGAUUCCAGACUCUCAAGAAGAUGUGCCUGAAUAUCGAGUUCUGCAUCAUCCUCCUCCUUUAAGUAGCCCUCAUGAAAUAGGCGAAAACGAGUGGAAGAAGGGCAAGCAUAAAAGUUUCUCUUCUCCUACGUCAGAACAGGAACAUUCAUUUACUGAUCGACUCAAACGUUCUCGGCACAAUGCUAUGGCUACAGGGCGUCUUGAAUCUCCUUCGCAUCUUUCAGAGGAACACGAGGAGAGCAUUGGUGGAGAACUGCAUGAGAUUCAAGAGCACAACGUUAGUGUAGCUGAAGACGAUGAAUUACAACUCGUUUCUACAACGCCGAAAAUUCAAGCAGGUGUGGGUGGACAUGCUUCCGCCACUCAGGAGGGCGAUGAUGUCGACUGGCAUUUCUCCAAGCGACCUCCGCCGGAUGCCUCUCUACUGGAAUCGUCAUCGCCUCCUGUCGCUUACUCUCAAACUCCAACCACCGCCAAACGAGGACGCGAGGAUCGAAGCGAGGAUCGAAGCGAGGAUCGAAGAGCGCUGCAGCUAUCUCCAGCCACCGUCAAAAAGCAAAAGCGGGAUGACGGUAAUCCACGCCAGGGGCGGCGCCGCUCUCCCUUCAAGCCGUUAGAGCGUCGUGGGCCCAUGAUUCGAGAUCCUUCGGAUUUGCAGAUCAUCGGAUCGUCGGCGUUAUGA
This is a messenger RNA of Drepanopeziza brunnea f. sp. 'multigermtubi' MB_m1, 5457 nucleotides long. Lineage: Eukaryota; Fungi; Ascomycota; Leotiomycetes; Helotiales; Drepanopezizaceae. The record is from RefSeq and is a predicted model, not a curated record.